Messenger RNA from Didymodactylos carnosus, 1110 nucleotides. The record is from the annotation of a GenBank genome assembly. Lineage: Eukaryota; Metazoa; Rotifera; Eurotatoria; Philodinida; Philodinidae.
AUGUCGAAAGAUUCUUUAAUUUGUCCCAUCACAUUUGAAGUAUUUCGAGAUCCAGUGGUCGCUGAAGAUGGACACACAUACGAGAGACAAGCAAUUACUGAUUGGAUAAAAAAGGAUGGUACAAGUCCAAUUACCCGUCAGAAGUUAACGAUUGAUACACUGCGACCAAACUAUACGGUUAAAAAGAUCGUAGAAGAAAUUGAAAACAAUCAACAGCAAAAAUCACAUAAAGUGUCUUCAGCUCAAAAUGAUGAUACCAAAAUACCAUGCGAAUUCUGUGAUGAAUUAGUAGAACUUAGUAAAUAUGAAACGCAUACGAAUCGUUGUUUUCAAAAAGAAACAGAUCGAACAGAUAGUAGAAUGCAAUUAAUACCGUCAGAAAAAUUUACUGAAAUGGUGCUAUGUGAGAAUUGUAAUCAGUCUUAUGAUGUUUCACAUUUGGACCAACAUAAAAGAAUGUGUUUGAAAUAUCCAGUAAAUCAGAAACAAUCGAGCAGAAGUACUGUGGAUUCUAUUUUAGCAGCUCUUAGAAUCGACAACAAGGAUAAUCCUGUUCAGCAACAUCCAAAUUUAAAUGAUGUCUAUACUAAUGAUAUCAAAUCAUCUGCAAGUCCAUUUUGUUUCAACGUUCGUUCCACUGUAGAAUCAGCUCCCCGUGGAACACUACUUAGUAAUGUACGAAAUCUAACACAUCUGGAAUAUAGGAAUGCCAACCAACGGACGACUCUCAAUUCUUCGGACAAUUCUAACAGCCUUCCUAAUCAAAGUAUCGAUAAUUCUUCGUAUACAAGGUCGUGUGAAUAUGCUAAUCCAUAUCUGGAUGAUGUAAAUUAUUACAAAUACGAGGCGCAUGAAUCUUUAAACUUUUAUCGACAGUAUUCAGAUUGUAAUGACACCAUCAGUCCUCCUUACACUCAACAGUAUGAAGGUAUUAAUCCUUAUCUAGAUGAAGAGGAUGGUACUGAUACUAAUCAUCGACAAUGGAAUAUGAGAUACAAUAAUUCCCAUUCCGGGCAUCCGGAUCCAAAUUGGCAGGAAACUACUAGGCCUCCUUAUACUGAAAAUUGCGAAUAUCCAAAUCCGUAUUUAGACGAAUAUAACAAUUAUUAA